Alternaria triticimaculans is the source of this 495-nucleotide messenger RNA. RefSeq lists its product as uncharacterized. The record is from RefSeq and is a predicted model, not a curated record. The transcript has 2 exons. Bases 1 to 495 code for a protein of 164 amino acids. NCBI's taxonomy places the organism in Eukaryota, Fungi, Ascomycota, Dothideomycetes, Pleosporales, Pleosporaceae.
AUGGACAGCGACGCCGAGCGCCUCCCCUCCGGCUUCGAGCGCAUAGGCUACGACGCCGACACCCAAACCUACACCUUCCGCGACGCAUCCGGUUGCAUCUACGAAUCCGAGCCCGGAAACCGAUACAGCGAGCUGCGUGCCACGGGCGAGCACUCGCAGCCCCCGUCCGACGAGCAGCGACGCGAGCAGGAUGAGAUGAUAGAAGAGGGCAAUAAGAGUGCUGUGCGUAUGAUGUUGCCGUUUGCGCUGUUGGUGCUGGUUUUCUUGUUCCUGGUGUUUAAGCUUGUGAAUAGGAGUGAUGGGGCUGAUACAGUUGUUGCUGGCUGUGGGGAUGGGGAGCGCCAGUUGCGGGUUGAGAAGGGGGAUACGUGUUGGGCGAUUGCGGAGGCGAAUGGGUUGAGUGUUGAUGGUCUGCUGGGGUUACGAGGGAAUCAGGGUGUGGAUUGUGGGAAUCUCAGGGUAGGGCAGGGCAUCUGUGUACCGACGUCGAAGUAA